This is a messenger RNA of Penicillium alfredii, 867 nucleotides long. RefSeq names its product putative methyltransferase. The record is from RefSeq and is a predicted model, not a curated record. Gene Ontology annotation, molecular function: oxidoreductase activity. NCBI's taxonomy places the organism in Eukaryota, Fungi, Ascomycota, Eurotiomycetes, Eurotiales, Aspergillaceae. The transcript has a single exon. The coding region runs from base 1 to 867 and encodes 288 amino acids.
AUGACCACUACUAUCACCACCACCGUCCCCUCUUAUGUCCCCCGCGGCCCAACCGCCGCCGAGCUCACCUUCUAUGCGCCUCCCCCGGACAAGACCGCGCCCUUCAACUAUGUCGAGACUCCACCACCGGGCCACCCGCAGCGCAACUAUCGCGAGGUGCCUCACAACGUGUCUUUGAACGAUAUCCGCGGCGACGAAGCACAAUUCACCCUCGACAAAGACGCCUUCCAAGCACUACAACACAUCCCCACCGCCACCACCUACACAACCUUCGACUCCGACGCCGCCGUCCGCGACACUUACUACCCAGAAGUAGAAGCACUCCUCCUCAACCACCUCCCAGGCGCCCACAAAAUCGUGCUCUUCGACCACACGAUCCGGCGCCAGACCCCCGACGCACCACGCCAGCCCGUCACCCGCGCGCACGUCGACCAGACAGCCCGCGCGGCAGAAGAGCGCGUCCGGCUGCACGUCGCAGACCCUGCUGAGGCCGAGGCCCUGCUGCAGGGCCGCUACCGCAUCGUGAAUGUGUGGCGCUCCCUCAGCGAUGAGCCGGUGCAGUCGGCUCCGCUGGCGUUUGCCUCAGCUGCCUCGGUCGAUGCCGCUGAUCUCGUUCCCAUCCAGCAUCGCUACCCGAAUCGCACGGGCGAGACUAUGGGCGUGCAGUUUAACCCGGCACAAAAAUGGCUUUAUUGGUCUGGCAUGACGGGGGAGGAACGCUUGCUGCUUAAGUGCUCUGAUACUCAGGCUCGGUCGGAUCCUGCUAUUGGGCAGUGGGUGCCGCAUUCUGCGUUUUGGGAUCCUCGGACGCCUGAGGGGGCUCGACCGAGGGAGAGCAUUGAGGUGCGUGCUUUGGUAUUUGGGUGA